CAAACACAAACAACAGGCAUGGAGGAUGUGAGCCGCUAAAGCUUUACCAAUAAACUACUUUCGCAUGGUACAGAGCUCAAAAUAAAAAAAAGAUGAUACGGAGAUCAAGAAUUAGCGUGCGGCCCAAUGUGAAGCCCGCGGGUCGAGCUCUGACAGUUUCUCGAGAUGCGUCUCAAGAUAACACUCAGCCUUCCCUGACCCCUGCUGACUCCACCCCCUCUGUGGGGUUAGAUGUCAUGGCUGAGAUGGUCAAGACGGACCCCCCUAUAGUAGCGUCAGAGCAGACCAAUGAGGAAGCUGCUCAGAGUAAUAAACAAGGGAAACACUUGGAGGCUGCUAGCCAUGCAGAUGAUGUAGCAUGUAAAAUAAAUGAAUCCCAAGCUGCAAAAAGCACUUCCAUGACAUCUGGUCCACAGAGGAGGAAACGCUUCAUGGCUCUUCCCAACCUGGCAAAACCAAGAGCCUCCCAAGCUUCCACCAGGACUCCGAAGACUCAACCCAAGUCCCCUGUCAAACCCGUAACACCCAUUGAACCUGAAGCAUCAGCCCCCAAUACAGAGUUGACCCCUCAGCCACCCUUAGACAUCGAGUCUGUCCGCAGCCCCAGGGCCCCUGGAAGACUAAGAACUUCUGGAGGGGCCAGGCAGCCCAAAUCUCAAACCAAACCUGAAGCAUCACUGCAGAACAUCCGUGAGACAGAGACACAAGAGAUUGGAGCAUCAGAGGAUACUAUUGUGCAGUUGACCAGCCCGGAAGGGGAGUCCACUUGUCCCCUUAAAACAUCCCAACCUGAUUCUGUUUUGGUUCAUGAAGACCCUCCAGACUGUCCAGCUCCUUGUGCAGUGGAAGACAAGGCCAGACAAGAGGAGAGUAAUUCUGGGGUUGCCCUGGAGCAAAGGGAACCUGACCUGUUAGUAGAAAGACUUUCAGAAAAUAAAUCGUCUUCUAAGAUUCUCAGGUCUUUAAAAACUCUAAAUGACCCGGCGGACAUGAUCAGGUUGGCCAGGGCUCGGAAACUUAGAGAGCUUCUUAAAAAAGAGAUGAGCAGAACCAAGGGAGAAAAGAAGAAGCCCAAGAUGGGAAUCAAAGAACGCAAGGCACGGAAGGAUCACACCAAAAUGACCAUGAGAGAACUGAUCUAUUACCUGCCUGCUUCCAACCCAAUGAAGCCUUUGACAGAAGAGGAGCAAAAAGCAUCAGAGAUAGUAGUACCAAACUCUCCUAAACCGACUUCUUCUGAGACUGCAGAUGAUCCACCAGUUCAAGAGGAGGUUGCUGGAGAUGCUGGUCAUGAGGAGGAAGUGGAGGAGACAGAGACAGUGGAUGAAACUCAGCCAGAGGGAGAAGAGCCUCUACUGGUGCCCAGGGUGAAAGUGGCAGAGGAUGGGUCUCUGAUUAUAGACGAGGAGAGUUUAACAGUCCAGGUUUUAAGGGCAAAAGGACCCAAUCCAGCUGAAGACAGGGAUCCAAUAUUUGAACGUGGCUCCACCACCACCUACUCCAGCUUCAGGAAGGGCUCCUACACCAAACCCUGGUCUAAUGGAGAGACAGAAAUGUUCUAUCUGGCCAUCAGCAUGGUGGGGACAGACUUCUCCAUGAUUGGUCAAUUGUUUCCGCACAGAGCUCGCAUGGAGAUUAAGAACAAGUUCAAAAAAGAGGAGAGAAAUAACUCAUGGAGGGUAGACAAAGCUUUCAAGGAGAAGCGACGUUUGGAUGUAGAGUUCUUCAAAAACAUGAUGGAGCAGAUCAUAAAAAAUGAGAAAAUGAAGAAAAAGAACAACAAAACACUCAACCCAAGGUCAACCCAAAGGAAACCAAGAGUGGCUAAAAGAAAGGAUUUGGACACUUCAGAGGAUUCUGACAGUGAUGUGGAGACUGGAGAAAAAGAGAAUGAAGACCUCUCAAAUGAUGGAGGAAGUGAUGGCACUCCAAAGAAAGGCAAGGGGGAAAAAUCAUUGAAGAGGAGAAUAAAAAAUAACAAUGCUGCAGUGGAUGACCCUGAAGAAAAUUUGGCUUCUGACAGUCAGUCACCAGAUGACAGCAGGUUAAAGGAGUCUGAUUCAUCAGAGAACAUAAGCAAGAGUCCUGCCAUUAAACCGGCCCAGCUCACGGGUCGACAACAGAGACCCAUACCGAACCUUAGCCACAGGUGGGGGAAAAGGUGCCCUGAAAGAGGUGCCUCAGCCAGGGAGGUGACCACGAUUCAAGAAAGGGAAAGGUCACUGUCCGCUCUUCUCCAUGAUUUGGAAGACUUGGAAGAAGAACCUGACCUCAGUACUGUACAAGAACAGAUAUUCAAUAAACCAACCAGGUCGGGACGGAUCCCUAAACUCUCUCAGCAUGUGAUACAGGCAACGGCAGAGGAAGAAGACGACGAGGAAGAACUCUUAGAUCUGCCUGUAUCUUCCAAAGUUCGUGGUCAAGGCCUUCAGGCUUCCAGCCAGAGGGCCACAUUAAAACGGGGCCCAAGCUUGAAAAAGGGCAUGCAGAGGAGGGGGAAAUCAAGACUGGUGACCCUACGGGCCUUUGGAACUGAAGUGGGUGAGGAGGAAGAAGAUGGUGUUAUCCUGAGCCAGGAGGACUUUCCAUCAAACCCUGAAGACGAAAACCAGGCCUUUGUGCCAAUGAGUCUUCGCCAACCACCCGAAGUUAAUUCAGAAGUGGUAGAAACCAUGGAAGAGCUGGACAUCUCUGUGAACGUGCCUGAUAUCCUGGGCACAUCGCAGAAUGCUUUGUGCCAUGAGUUGUCAUGUGAGCAGUCUGUAAUGCCUGCUGGUUCUGUCCCUUGUGAACAUCAACUGGAUCUGCUCAUUGAUGUCAUUGAGUUCCUUGACCCAGAUCACAUGGAAGUGUGUAAGGAGAUUAACAACGAGGCAGCCCAAACUCUUUUGGCCAUCGGGAACUCUGGUCAGAUUAUCCAGGCAGUAGAAAUAACCUGCACAGGUGAAAACGAAAUGGUUGAGCAGUCAUCAAGCCUUGUCGAUGAGGAAGUCGUCCAACAGGAAGUAGUUGUCACAGACACUGUUGUCGAGCUCAGAGCUGAUGCUUCAGAAAUUAUGUUGGGCCCGUCUAUAAGUUGCGAAUCAGAAACAAAAGGUGAUCUUGACCUUUCCACAUCUGGGAAUAGUAUGCCAGAACCUUCUGUAGAGGACACCAUCUCAAUACAGGAGCCAAUCAAAUCACAGACAUCUGAUGCUCUUCAUGGUCCCAGCCAACAUGAUAUGCAGAACUUGGCUAGUUCCACCAGUGUUCCACCAUCUAGAAGGUGUCGUUUCUCUAAACCCAAACCCAAUAUUGGCCAAGGUUUGAGAAGCAGACGAGCACAGCAGCUGCAGCAAGUCACUCCAGUUAAUGUUACUGAUUCUUUGGAGAACUCUAGUGGUCCAUCUUCCAUGGAACAGAAUCAAAAUACAACAGAACCUAUACAAGAAGAUUCUGGCCCUGUGGAUCACUCGCAACAAGACUCUCCUACAGUCCACGCUGAGGUAAUACAGUCAGGUACAUUGUCUGAAACGAGAGAGGAAAGUUCCAAAGUUGUCCCUGAAAGAAUGGCUGAAGAUGAUAAUGGAUCCGUCUCAUCUCUGAAGAGAAAGAAUGAUGAUGUAGCCACAGAGGAAAGUGUGAAAAAAGAUAGAAAAGAACUUGAAGAGCCAAGGUCAGAACCACAGCUGACAAACAGUGUAUGUGUGUCUCGUGGCAUAUCAGAUGAGGCCUCUAAACCUGUCAGGAGGUUCCGUGGACCAAAACCUAAACCGAACUUGGCUCGUACAUCCAGACCCACAUGCACUCAGUCCCAACAGAGCACACUAUCAACAACAGUAGUUACAAAAGAGACACUGUCUGCUGUCGACUUUUCCACGAGCACUUUCACUGACACUAAAAUCCCUGAUGUUUCCCAAAAUAAAGUUCAACAAGAAAAAGAUGGACAGAAUGCCGAAUCUGUAGAGGAAAUCAAAGAUGUCCCUUUGCAAGUUGCUUCUGAAAUUGAGUCCAAAGAGAACACUGUGACCAUGUCGGAGGAAAACACUAUAAGAAUUUCAGUAAAACAUCCUGGAAGUGUAUCAGUGGACACAUAUGCUGACCCCGCCCCUGAUGAACCUGUCUUUAUACUCUCUCUCACUGAAAUCCCACCCUCAUUAGAAAAGGAGGUGGGCUUUGGGACUGAGCCCCUCACACCUACUGAUACUCAAAGCACUAAUGAAAUGGUGAAACAGAGCAGGGAAGUAUCUCAUCUUCUGAUCACAGAUGCUUUAGUUCCUGUGUCCGAGGAAGAGGAAAUAGAGACAAAAGGAGGUGGGGACGGGAACACAAUAGAGACAGGAGAAUUGAAAUGCAAGACACCAGUUUCAAGAUCUCAUGGGAUUGUCAAAGCAGAAAGCCAGGCAGAACAUCAUGUGGAAGUAUUGGAAAGGCCUGUUGCAGAGCGGAGUGUUGAAGAGAAGGAACAUCCGGAGAAGACAAAAAAAUUACCUGAGAGAUCCAGGAGAGCAAAGCUGCAAAUUAAACCCAACCCAGUUUCAAGGAGAAAUGCUCGAGGCGCCCAUGCUAAAGAGGACACACCAGAACUCUCUUUAAAAGAGACUACCUCACUUCUCAUUUCACAAGAGACAAUAUCAGUGCCAGAUAAAACUGUACAAGCUCCCAUUUCAACAACAUCAGCCAUCGCCUCAGACAGAGAGAUGGCCAGAGGUCUUUCAUCGUCCAUUGAUAAUCCAGCACUCCCAACACUGACUCCUCCUGAGUCUUCCACAGAUGUGAUUGAUUCACCUCAGCUUGUAAGUCAAGAAGAUACCUCUAAAGAGUGUGACCAGGAAGGCUCGUCCCAACACAUUAUGGGACAGUUGGACCUCCCGGGCAAAGUCACAGAUGAAUUUGCUGAGAUAGAGGCUAGUGGGUCAGGGACAGACUCACAAAGUGUCAAUCAAAUCACUCCUGUUGCAACAACUGGGGUACUUGCAAGACCUGGUAGAAGACCCAAAGGCUUCCUGUCCUUUAUUUCCUCCAAGAACACCCAAGGGCCACCUGCAGCUCCACGAGUGGCGAAGCCAGGCCCCCAGAAACCAACAGUCAACACUGCAUGCCUCGGGAAGAAACCAAUAGCGUCCAGCCCUCUUACCACGGCAACAAACCCUGGAGUUAACCAACCCUCACCAACUCCUACUUCGUCCAUUGCAUCUGCCAAUGAGCAGAACUCCGAGGAAGAACCCACCAGUGUCUCCAAGUACUUUUUCAGUGAUAUCUUUACUGAGGUUGAUGAACUAGAAGACAUGGAUUGAGGCCAGAGGUUGAAAGAAGGACCCAGACACAAUGAACCAACUAACCAGUCAAAAAUGUUGUAAAAUAUUGCCUAUUGUUUUGAACUAUCAGAAGGACCACACCCGAAGAGAUACAGCAAAAAUGCAUUGACACCUCAUGUCAAGGAUCAGACUUGCUCUUGGUUAAAGGACUCAAAACAUUAAUAGGGUCUAACAGAUUUAAUUUUAUGACAUUUUAAUUUUUAAGGAUAAUUUUAUUUUAAAGUAUUAAUUCAAAUUUUCUGAUGCAGUUGCACUGCACCCAAUGUUAGGUUGUAAAACUAUUCAUGUUUGAUCUCAGCAUAACUGUGAAUGGUGUUGUUUUUUUACUCAGUCACGAAUCAGCACCAAAUUUUCAUCUCUGGAAAUAUUGUAUUUGAUCAGUUCCUUUAUUGCUUUUUUUUUUUAACUUUAAAAAGCAGUUUUAAAACAAACCAACAUUUUAAUAAGCUUUGUACCAUGCUGUCUAUGCGCAUUACGUUUUUAGAUUGUUUCUGCCAUUUUGGCAGCAUUUUAUCAUGUAUGCGUUUUGCCAGCAAGUCUAACCUAUUAUUCAGUGUUAUACUUUCAUAUUUGUUCACAAAUGUUCACAAGCAAAUGUUUUUACCUAUGUAUUUGUAAAUAUGUGAAUAAAAUGUUGUAUUAUGUUGUAAAUAUUGCAUUGAAUAUUGUAUUUUUAUUACUGUAUAUCUAAUA
Messenger RNA from Xyrauchen texanus (razorback sucker), 5990 nucleotides. RefSeq lists its product as uncharacterized. Gene Ontology annotation, cellular component: transcription factor TFIIIB complex. Gene Ontology annotation, biological process: RNA polymerase III preinitiation complex assembly. The transcript has 28 exons. Lineage: Eukaryota; Metazoa; Chordata; Actinopteri; Cypriniformes; Catostomidae. The record is from RefSeq and is a predicted model, not a curated record. The coding region runs from base 93 to 5276 and encodes 1727 amino acids. Gene Ontology annotation, molecular function: TFIIIC-class transcription factor complex binding.